Molecule: messenger RNA, 1886 nt
Organism: Callithrix jacchus (white-tufted-ear marmoset)
Lineage: Eukaryota; Metazoa; Chordata; Mammalia; Primates; Cebidae
Gene: DIPK1B
Product: divergent protein kinase domain 1B
Source: RefSeq, a predicted model, not a curated record
CACGGUCGGCCGUCAGAAAGGCGCGCGCCCUCGCCUUUAACGCGGGCCUGGGGGCGCGCGGCCCGCAUGGCGAGGGAGCGGCGGCCCGCUGCGGGCCGGGCCGGGCCGGGGCUGAGGCAGAGCGAACCGCGGGGCCGGCGUAGCCCCGGCCGGCGCCCACCAUGCGGCGGCUGCGGCGCCUGGCGCACCUGGUGCUCUUCUGCCCCUUCUCCAAGGGCCUGCAGGGCCGGCUCCCAGGCCUGAGGGUCAGGUGCAUCUUCCUGGCCUGGCUGGGCGUGUUUGCGGGCAGCUGGUUGGUGUACAUGCGCUACUCGUCCUACUCAGAGCUCUGUCGCGGCCACAUCUGCCAGGCGGUCAUUUGUGACCAGUACCACAAGGGCAUCAUCUCAGGCUCCAUCUGCCAGGACCUGUGUGAGCUGCAUCUGGUGGAAUGGAGGACCUGCCUCUCGGCAGCCCCCGGCCAGCAGGUAUACAGUGGGCUCUGGCGAGACAAGGAUGUGACCAUCAAGUGUGGCAUCGAGGAGGCGCUGGACUCCAAGGCCCAGUCGGACGCGGCCCCCCGGCGGGAGCUGGUGCUGUUCGACAAACCUACCCGGGGCACCUCCAUCAAGGAGUUUCGGGAGAUGACCCUCAGCUUCCUCAAGGCGAAACUGGGCGACCUGCCUUCCCUGCCGGCGCUGGUGGGCCAGGUCCUGCUCAUGGCUGACUUCAACAAGGACAACCGGGUGUCGCUGGCGGAAGCCAAGUCCGUGUGGGCCCUGCUGCAGCGUAACGAGUUCCUGCUGCUGCUGUCCCUGCAGGAGAAGGAGCACGCCUCCCGACUGCUGGGCUACUGCGGGGACCUCUACCUCACUGAGGGCGUGCCCCACGGUGCCUGGCACGUGGCCGCCCUGCCCCCACUGCUGCGCCCGCUGCUGCCGCCGGCCCUGCAGGGUGCCCUCCAGCAGUGGCUGGGGCCCGCGUGGCCAUGGCGGGCCAAGAUUGCCAUCGGCCUGCUGGAAUUCGUGGAGGAGCUCUUCCACGGUGCCUACGGGACCUUCUACAUGUGUGAGACCACACUGGCCAACGUGGGCUACACGGCCACCUACGACUUCAAGAUGGCCGACCUGCAGCAGGUGGCCCCUGAGGCCACGGUGCGCCGCUUCUUGCAGGGCCGCCGCUGCGAGCACAGCACCGACUGCACCUACGGGCACGACUGCCGGGCCCCGUGUGACAGGCUCAUGCGGCAGUGCAAGGGUGACCUCAUCCAGCCCAACCUGGCCAAGGUGUGUGCGCUGCUGCGGGGCUACCUGCUGCCCGGUGCUCCCGCCGACCUCCGCGAGGAGCUGGGCACACAGCUGCGCACCUGCACCACGCUGAGCGGGCUGGCCAGCCAGGUGGAGGCCCAUCACUCACUGGUGCUCAGCCACCUCAAGACCCUGCUCUGGAAGAAGAUCUCCAACACCAAGUACUCCUGAUGCGGCAGCAGAUACCCAGCCACCCUUCCUGGAGCCAGCCUGGUGCCUGGGCAGUAGCAGGGGCCUAGCCUAGCCAUCCUUCCUGGAGCCGGACUGGUGCCUGGGUGGCAGCAGGGGACCCUGGCCACCCUUCCUGGAGCCGGCCUGGUGCCUGGGCGGCAGCAGGGGCUUAGCCUAGCCACCCUUCCUGGAGCUGGCCUGGUGCCUGGGUGGCAGCAGGGGGCCCUGGCCACCCUUCCUGGAUCUGGCCUGGUGCCUGGGUCCAGCCCCACCUCUAGGAAUGCUGUUGCAGAAUCACUCCCCUGAGGUCAGGGCCCUGGACCCCAUCCCACAGACACAAGGACAUCCUAGCUUAGAGCAGAGGCAGGAGGCCCUGGAAGGGGUUUGUUAAUCUGAAGAACAUGAUAUAAAUAAACAGCUUUUAUGUAA